CUAAAACCCUAGUUUAUAUCAUUAUUCGACAUUUUCAACCAUUCAACCAGCAACAUUUUGUAGAUAACAAUUUUUUGCCAUUGCGAAUUGCUACUAACAGUACUAACUGUGGACACCGUAACCCGUUUACCCGUUGGCAAUUAUAGUUUCUUACUUUUCUAAAUUCUUGAAUUAUUAUUUUUUCUUGAAAUCAGAAAUCAAACGUUUUAUUUUUAUUUGUACAAUUUAAGCACGUUAAUACAUUUUCUUUCGAACUCCUACAUUCAAUCGAUUUGAUUAUUGCACUGCAAUAUAAUAAUUAAUAACGAUUGUUUUUUAUUGAUUAAACUGUUACAUAAUGGCAGUAUCGGCAGCUGCUGCGUUACUUGAUGAACUCAUGGGGAGAAAUCGAAAUGAUGGUCCGAACGCUCAAAAGAAACCCGUACAUUGGGAAGAUCCUGAGUUUUGUAAAUACUUUAUGGUUAAAUUUUGUCCUCACGAUCUUUUUGUUAAUACUCGUGCUGAUCUUGGAGCUUGCCCAAAAGUUCAUUGCGAAGAAGCUAAAACUCAAUAUAAUGAAGCUAGUAGCCGUUCCAAAAUGCAGUAUGAAGAUGAAUUUGUGGCAUUUGCUACUAGUUUAUUAAAUGAUGUUGAGCGCCGCAUCGAAAAAGGAAAACAAAGGUUGGAGCUUAUGAAUAAAACUGAAACGCCGGUGUCCCAUUCUAAUAGCCAAAGUCAGAAAAAUCAAGAGCAAAUUAAAUUAUUGUCAGAAAAAAUUAAUGGGUUAGUACAAGAAGCUGAACAAAUGGGUAUUCGUGGACAUGUUGAAGAAGCUCAGGGACUGAUGAAGCUUUGUGAUCAAUUAAAAGAAGAACGGGAUACCCUAAGAAAGCAAAAUGAGAGUAUCCAUUGGUCACAAACUUAUGAACUAGCUGCUGCUCAAGAAAAACAAAUGGAGGUAUGUGAAGUAUGCGGAGCUUUUUUAAUUGUUGGCGAUGCGCAGUCCCGUAUUGAUGAUCAUUUGAUGGGAAAACAACAUAUGGGUUAUGCUCGAUUAAAAAAUGCUGUGAAUGAAAUACAAGAGCAAAGAAAAAAAUAUGUAGAAGAAAGAGAAAAACAACGCGAAGAAGAAAGGAAAAAACGCAUGGACCGUACUAGGAGUAAAUCUAAAGACGUAGAUAGACAUAGUCGUGAUACUAAUAAUGACAAGAGAUCUAAAAGCUCUCGAGACCGAUCCCAUCAUCGAAUUGAUAGAAAAUCUGAACGACACGAAAGAGAUAGACGGAGAAGUAGAAGUCGCAGUGAUCGUCAUUCUUCUAAUAGUCAUAGGCAUAGAGGGCAUAAUGGCAACAGUCGUAGAGAUCACUAGAAUUUUAUUCAAGACACAUUUCAAUUCAGGUAAAUAYUUUUUAUUUUAUCGCGUUAAAGCAUAUUUGGAAUUGAUUUUUAAAAACGCGAUGAUAUUGAUGAGGUGUGUUAUUUAAAACAAGAACGGGGUAAAGCUUAUAAAUAUGUUAAUUUUAAAAUAAAAACAAAAGAAAAAAUAUCCAUAAAAAAUAUUUGUUUGAUAACAAAUCCUGUUACAACUAUGGUGUAAAUUAUCACAUAGCAGAAGAAAAUGGUCAUAUUGGGCGCUUUAUUUCAAAAAAGUGCUUACUCAUCAUUCGAAAGUCUGCAGAUCUUCAAAAUUAACAUGUGACUUUUUGUCAGGUAUUUAUAUGAAACGAGGUAUUUAUAAAAAAUAAAAUAUCUGAAGUAAAUAAAUACAGUGAAUUGUGUUAAUAUAUAUAACAAAACCUAUUUAUGGGAAGUUUUAUUCAAUAUUAUGUUGCAUUUUUUUACGGCAGAUCUCAAUAUAAAGUUGUAUACUUUAAAUUAAAUAAUUAAUUAGUUAUUUUAUCUAUAAAUCAAGUGUUAUUCUAUGUAUUGGCAAAAAUUUGCCCAUGGU
Messenger RNA from Diuraphis noxia (Russian wheat aphid), 1927 nucleotides. RefSeq names its product luc7-like protein 3. Gene Ontology annotation, molecular function: mRNA binding. Gene Ontology annotation, biological process: mRNA splice site recognition. The record is from RefSeq and is a predicted model, not a curated record. Lineage: Eukaryota; Metazoa; Arthropoda; Insecta; Hemiptera; Aphididae. Gene Ontology annotation, cellular component: U1 snRNP.